CACUCGCUCGCACCCACCCAAAGCGAAACGAGAAGGCCAACGAACACCGCACGCGCGCGCGCGCACGGAAUCACAUCACACAGACAGAAGCAGUGCAAAGAGAAGACAGGACAAAGAAAACCGGAGCAGGAAAAAAAAACAUCGCGAACACCACCACCCAAAAGGGGAAAAGAGAGGGGAGCGCGAGCGUGAGAGAAGCGGAGCUAGGGUUUCGAUUCCGCCAUGGACGCCGGCGACGCGUGGGGCCGCUCCUCCUCCUCCUCCUCCUCCGCCGCAAGGCGCCUGCAGUCCCGCUACGAUCUGUACAUGGGGUUCGACGAGGCGGACGCCGGCGGGGAGGAGGUGGAGGCGCGCGGCGCGGAGGCCUACAACUGCCCCUUUUGUGGCGAGGACUUCGACUUCGUCGGGCUGUGCUGCCACAUCGACGACGAGCACGCCGUCGAAGCCAAGAGUGGGGUAUGCCCCAUCUGUGCUACAAGGGUUGGGAUGGACUUGAUAGGUCACCUGACAAUGCAGCAUGGAAGUUACUUCAAGAUGCAACGCAGGCGCAGAGUCCGAAAAGUAUCAUCUGGGUCCCAUUCUUUGCUGUCUUUGUUGAGAAAGGAUUUAAGAGACGGCAAUUUAGAGUCCUUUCUUGGUGGAUCAUCCUAUGUAUCUAAUCCUCCUGCUGCAGCCCCAGAUCCAUUUUUGUCGUCUUUAAUUUGUAGUUUGCCUGUGGCUGAACCAUCAAAAGAUUUUCAUUCCGACUCAUCUGACAAAACCUUUUUGCUAAAUAAAUUCCCAGAUGAAAAGACUGUAGAGAGGUAUGUCACCUCAAGCUUUGUUCUUUCUGCCGCCUCACUCCACCCCCUCUUUGCCACGAUACUACUGUAUCUGAUUACUCAAUCCCUUUUCUGAUGUUAAGAUGUGCUUUGCUUUAUUUAGGUACAUUAUUAUGUCUGUGUUUAGCAUCAGUUGGUUUUUACGGCACUCUAUUUAGCAUCAGUUGAUUGUUAAACAAUUAGUCUUAUCUAAUCAAGUGCCAUAUCUGUGGUAAUACUUUAUCCAUCUAUUUGUCAGAUCUUAAUGAUCGAUAUCAUGGGCCUUAUGGUUUUACGGACAUGCUACCCAUUGGAUUAAUUGUUGUUGCAAAUUUGCAUGCCGGAGUACAUGUGUGAAUGCUUUUUUUAGAGAGCCAGAAGCAUGAAAUGGACCAAUCCAUUGCUGCACAGCAAGUUGUCUGCAUUAUUGUUUAGCCUCAUAUGGGGAGCUUUCAAUGCUCUUCUAAACUGACAUUUUAAAUUUCUGAGUUUGCAGAAAGGUCGAACCUUUUGAAUUUUGAAAUGUGCUCCCUCUGUUUCAGAUUAUAAGACGUCUUCGCAAGCUAAAAAUAGCCUGCCAAAACGUCUUAUAAUAUGGAACAGACUCUGUAGUUUAAUUCUUCUUCCUGUAUAGUAACCUCUUUAGUGUCCAAUGGUUGAUGAAACAUCUGUGGUGAAUUUACAGAGCUGAAACUUUAAUUCUUCUUCCUGUAUAGUAACCUCUUUAGUGUCCAAUGGUUGAUGAAACAUCUGUGGUGAAUUUACAGAGCUGAAACAUCUCUGUCUGAGAAGGAUCAGAAAGAGAGGGUUCAAAGGAGCGAAUUUGCCCGUGGGCUUGUACUCUCGACUAUAUUUGAUGAGGAUAGCUUGUAAGGGGAGAUCGACCUUGCAAGUGGCUACCAUACUUAAGGGCACAAACAACAAGAGAAUUAUCUGCACUGCUGAAACCUUGUUCAUGCUGCUGCUGCGGCUCACAAGCCUUCGUGAUCAACUGGAGGUCCAUCCAGUUAUGUGUAUGUAUGUAAUCAUGUAUGUUUAUCCCUCUCCAUUGCCCAGAGUUGCAAUGGGAGAGUUGAGGAGGAAGGUCUUGUAUUGCAGCUUUCCAUAUGAAUAAAUGAGGACAGUCCUUGUAGUGGCAUUGUGCAUAUACACCGAGGGAGCUGCUCGCCUUGUAGGAUAUUAUGUCUCAUCAAUGUAAUAAUACACUGUUGUAUUUGCAUCUCAUCCUAUUCUUAUAUGAAACUGUUGUUCUGAUGUAUUUCGCUUGUGGCACAUUGGACUGAAAUGGAAUGGAGGGAAUUUAACAUUUA
Molecule: messenger RNA, 2110 nt
Organism: Brachypodium distachyon (stiff brome)
Lineage: Eukaryota; Viridiplantae; Streptophyta; Magnoliopsida; Poales; Poaceae
Product: protein DEHYDRATION-INDUCED 19 homolog 2
Exons: 5
Coding region: 223-897 (224 amino acids)
Source: RefSeq, a predicted model, not a curated record